UAGUUGUUACAUUCCAGGCAAUAACACUGAUUACUAAUUACAUUUACUAAUCAAAUCUUCUUCCAUUUUAGGGAAAAAGGGAAAUUAGAAAAAUAGGAUCCAACAGGGAUGCUCUUACUAACUGAAUAUAAGAGACAAAGCUCAGAUUCCUAUCCAAUUCCAUGCACGUUUGCCACUCACCUCCAUCACCGCUGACACCUUCUCGUUCGUCGUCUCGGCGGCAUGUGCUGAUCUCGCGGCCGGAAACACGCGGUCAUGGUGGUGAGUUUUUGCUCCUCCUCCUCCUGUAUUUGUUUUCUCCGUUAGAGGGGCGAAUACCGACGGCUAAACUGGAGUUUGGAGGAUCACUUUCUGUUCAUGGAUGAGCUGUGAAAGAUAAACUACUUUGUUGAGAUGGACCCUCUUAAUAAUAGCACCGCCCAAAACAUACAUGGAGGUUCCAAUAUGGUUGGGAAUGAGAAAUGCCAACUUUAUUUGCUUUUCCAUGAAGAAACUAAGCUUGGUAAUGGUUUGCAGGGAUUCUUGUAUUUUGUUGCUCUUGCCUACUGUUUCAUAGGCUUAUCAGCUAUAACUGCUCGUUUCUUCCGGUCUAUGGAAAAUGUUGUCAAGCAUACUCGGAGAGUCGAAGAGAUAGAUCCUUGCACUAAUACCAAAAUUGUCAAACACAUAAAGGUUUGGAAUUACACCAUAGCUGACAUUACUCUUUUGGCAUUCGGGACUAGCUUUCCCCAGAUUUCUUUGGCCACCAUUGAUGCCAUAAGGAAUCUUGGGAACUUGUAUGCUGGAGGUUUAGGUCCUGGAACACUUGUUGGUUCUGCUGCUUUUGAUUUAUUUCCAAUCCAUGCUGUUUGUGUUGUGGUUCCUAAAGCUGGAGAACUCAAAAAAAUAUCAGACAUUGGAGUCUGGCUUAUAGAGCUCUUUUGGUCUUUCUGGGCUUACAUCUGGCUAUAUAUAACUUUGGAGGUAUGGACACCGAAUGUCAUUACUCUCUGGGAAGCUUCAUUGACGGUACUGCAAUUCGGGUUACUGCUAUUACAUGCCUAUGCCCAAGAUAAGCGUUGGCCCUACUUGUCUCUGCCACUAUCAAGAAGUGAGAGGCCAGAUGACUGGGUACCAGCAGAAACUGCUUCAUACAAGGAUAAAAACACGGCUCCUUAUAAGUACUCUGAAAUCCUUGAAGAUGAAUAUGGAAAUGGGAGCAUUGUUGACAUUUUCUCUGUCCAUGAUGGUAACAGAGAUUAUGAAUAUCAAAACUUGCCUGACAAUGACGUUGCUGAGUCCUCAGACCAGACUCGAGAUGAGGUUCCUGAGGGAGAUGAUUUGCUUUCAAUCUGGAAGCAGCAGUUCAUUGAUGCAUUUAUGUUGGAGAGCCCAGAAUCAAGAAAAUUGAAUAACACAUGCCUACGGGUAGCAAAGGCUUUCUGGCAGUUGCUACUUGCACCAUGGAGAAUUCUGUUUGCUUUUGUACCUCCUUAUCAGAUUGCUCAUGGAUGGAUUGCUUUCAUUUGCUCUCUUAUUUUCAUAAGUGGGAUAGCUUACAUUGUCACGAAGCUUACAGAUCUAAUAAGCUGUGUCACAGGUAUUAAUGCUUAUGUCAUAGCAUUUACAGCGUUGGCUGCUGGAACAUCGUGGCCAGAUUUAGUGGCAAGCAAGAUUGCAGCAGAGAGGCAGAUAACAGCUGACUCUGCUAUAGCGAAUAUCACUUGCAGCAAUUCAGUGAAUAUUUAUAUUGGCAUUGGCGUACCCUGGCUUAUCGACACAUUGUACAACUUCUUCGCGUACAACAAACCAUUGAAGAUAGAGAAUGCAGCUGGCCUCAGCUUCUCCUUACUUGUGUUCUUUGCUACAUCUGUGGGUUGUAUUGGAGUUUUGGUGUUUCGGCGUCUUACUCUGGGUGCAGAGCUUGGAGGUCCAAAAGUUUGGGCCUGGGUUACUUGUGUUUAUUUCAUGUUGCUGUGGCUUAUUUUUGUUGUAUUGUCCUCUUUACGAGUUUCUGGCUUCAUUUGAGUAUUUUAUUUUGCUCGAGUUCAUUUACUUCGAAAUAAGGUUGUAAUAGACGUAUAUGCAAUUUGUUUGGAAGGAAAGAAUAUACUUACAUGAACUCUUUUCAAAUAGUUAACAAAUAACUGUUGUAGCACUGGUUCAGCAACUCACGAAAGAGGAGAAUACUAACGGUCCAAAGGAACAGGGCGGUAGGGGGUGUGAGUUAGGAAGACGCUCCAAGAAUAUUUAUUUGGAAUCUGAAGGGUAUGGCGAAAUGAAAUUUGUCUACCACAUUCAUCAAUGAUAGACAUUCAGAACACUCGGAACUAACUGCCUCAGUUGUAACACAAUUACAACUCACAAUGGUCACUCAUUUUGCUGGUGAAAUGCAACGUCAUUACAAACAGCCAAUGGUCAAUAGAUCUGACUGAUUGAUAACAUACAAAGGAGAGUCCAUCGUCUUAGAGACUUGCGAAUUUUAGUUUUCAUCUAUUUCCUACUCAGGCAGCUGCACCUGUACAAGCUGUGGCUGGUGCAUAACUCUGUUGCUUAGCAGUACUGUAUUUCCUGGUGAUGAAUCUG
Messenger RNA from Sesamum indicum (sesame), 2565 nucleotides. It is a transcript of the gene MHX, whose product is annotated as magnesium/proton exchanger. Gene Ontology annotation, cellular component: membrane. The record is from RefSeq and is a predicted model, not a curated record. Lineage: Eukaryota; Viridiplantae; Streptophyta; Magnoliopsida; Lamiales; Pedaliaceae. Gene Ontology annotation, biological process: transmembrane transport; metal ion transport.